AUGGCUGAAGCUGUCGCCCAGCCUGCGCUGCAGCAGCCCGGGAGAUCGCUGGGCUUAAUUCCCGUCGGCUUGAAAGAGGCAGCUCUCGAUUCCCCUACUUUUCGAGCAACAGCAGUACACUUUUCGGACCAGGUGGAAAUAAUCGAGAGAUGGCUCGAGGCAUAUAUCAAGUCUAUAUCGAAGCUAUCUCACGAUGUUUUAGCCCUCGACGAGACGUUCAAUGCGUUCCUACAACGCUCAGUUCCUCCCGCAAAUGUCUCCGAGGCUGUGGUGGAUCAUGAUUACACUCUACUGGCCAUGAAGAGAUCCGGGGAAGCCUCAAGGGAUUGGUGGUCACAGGUUAUUGGUGCCAUGAGGAAGAUGGAUGCGAACUUGGUCGAACCCAUAAAGUCGUUCCUGAACGGGGAGCUUCGAAACUUCAAAGAUGCCAGACGCUACCUCGAACACUCCCAAAAAUCGUUCGAUGUUACCCUGGCAAGAUAUUUGGGCCAGUCAAAGACGAAGGAGCCAUCAUCACUACGAGAGGACGCAUUCCAGGUGCAUGAGACUCGGAAAGCUUACCUUAGAGCAUCUUUGGAUUUCUGCAUACUUGCUCCUCAGCUGCGCUACACAAUCGACAAGCUUCUCAUUCACAUCUCUGUAGAUCAGUGGCGCGAGAUGAAGCGCCACCAUGAGAUAACUGGUUUAAACUUGACCAAAUGGGGCGGCGAAAUGGAUCGAGUCCGAGGCUGGAGUAAAGAGAUGGAAGCCGGAGAAACUGUUUUCAGACGGGAAUUACAGACUGCGAGAAGAGAGAUUGCAGAAACUACUUCCCAAGCUUCCAAACCUUCUCGAGAACUGGAGGAUUAUAACCUUUCCACGGUCGCUUUUCUUGGUUCCAAGGGACCCUCCACAGUCAAUAUACAUCUCCGGAAAAAGGAGGGUGAGAAAUCGGGGAAGCAGAGCUGGCUAUUUUUACGAACAAUAUCUGGGAAGCCGGCUAGGACUGCAUGGGUACGACGAUGGUUUUAUGUCAAAAAUGGAAUAUUCGGAUGGCUCGUGCAGGGUGUUCAUUCGGGUGGUGUUGAGGAAAGCGAGAAAAUUGGCGUUUUGCUAUGUAAUGUGAAGCCAGCUGUUCAGGAAGAGCGAAGGUUUUGCUUCGAGGUUAAGACCAAAAACCGGACAAUUCUACUUCAAGCGGAAACACAGGCGCAGCUGAUGGAAUGGCUGGAAGCUUUCGAGGUCGCGAAGAAUGAGGCUCUUCAAGCCAGCGUCAAUGACAACCAUGCCCACCCCGGAGGCGUUGAUCCCGCUUUUGCCAUUACGGCUCCAUCAGUUCCUGAAUUUGCUGCCAAGACUUUGGAUGGCCAUAUUGCUCACGGUAGUGAUGACCUCGCCAAUCCUGGUUUUGACCGUGCCGGCACCUUACCAGUUCCUGGGACUGACAUGGGAAACCUGGCCUCAAGAGGCAGCUUCGACGUCACCGGCCCACGUCGUUCUGUAACCACGAGGGAAGAAGGCGAGAGUAGCCGUGACCAUGCAGCAAGAAUUAUGCAGAAACUCGACCUACACCGAAAGACCACGACUUCUCAGACUGAUAACCCCCCUCCUACGCCAUCCGCUUUGGCUGGUGGUGGUAUUGCUAGUCUUAUAUCUGCAAGUCACAACAUUUUGCCCGCAAGUUAUUCAAAUUUUCCCAUCUCGCAGGUUGGCCCUGCUCGACCACAACUGACAUUGCCACAAAUAACGGAAUCUCAUACAAGCACCCUCGCGCCGGCUACUCUGGCGAACCCGCCCGCUCCUACUAACUUAAGUAAAUCCGUUGUUAUUAUCGGUGGAGAACGUGGUAUUGGUAUUGGCCGAAGCGAUGCACCGGGCGGCAUGCCGGGGAGCAUGAUGGCGAAUCUUUGGGGUAGUAGCAACUGGGGAUAUGUCAAUCGAAUCGAAAGGCCGGAUACGAAAUCUUCGAGCUUGACAAGUCCUUCUGUCCCUCCAAGUCCAAGUGUACGGCCUCUUGAGCCAUCCCCAAAAUUUGAUGGGGACGAUAAUAGCAAAUCCGACACUGCCCUAUCAGAUGCCAAACAGAUAUCGAUCCGCACGCCCACUACUCCUCUGGCUUCUACUCCAGUCUCUACGCAUCGAAAAGCAAUAAGCGUCGACCUCGAGGCAAUGCGGUCGCAAAUCUCUAGCCCCAAACCAGAGGUCUUUCCAAGUAACUAUCCUUUGGAGCUCAAGACCCAAGAGGCUCAAUUUCGCAUGCUCUUCCCAGAUGUACCACAAAAGGAAAAACUACUUCUUGUUUUCCGAGCAACAUGGAAUCCAAAUGAACAGCAAGAAUUCCCUGGAAGAGUUUAUGUCACCCAGAAGGACUUUUAUUUUUAUAGUCACCAUCUCGGUCUCGUCUUAAUCACAGGUGUGAGCAUGGAUAGCGUAGUGGAAGUCACCGCUGCACCAGGCAAGGAUUGUGAUUUUAUAUUCCUUCACCUCCGUGAAGACGCCACCAAGGGAAAUUUUACGAGAGUUACGAUCAAGACCUUCUUAGAGCCUCUUCGGCUUUUGCAGUCUCGACUCAAUUUUCUAGUUGAUACAUCCCAAUCAGAGGAGUCAUUCAAUCUGGAAGAUACAAUGUCAACAUUAAUCAGAAUGGAGAACGAAGAUCCAACUAGAAGCCCAAGCUUAGAAAGCUGGGAGGACGUUUCAAUGAACACUCCAAUUGAUGACGGUACCCUGUCAGGGAGACUCCGCAGGAACCGAGAUUUGAGAACUUCCAUUCACGUCGAGGCAGGACUUCACCUGGGUAGACGCAACAAGGAAAUCACAAAAUUCCAGUUGCCAUCACAGCCUGUGGUAUUUGAGCCAGAGGGGAUGCAGCAGAAGGUUAUUGAAAAACAAUUCGACAUUAGUGCGAAAGGCCUCUUCCACGUCAUGUUUGGCGACAAGAGUGCUGUCUUUCAACUCCUCUACCAUGAUCGCCGCGCCCAGCGUAUUGCUCAAUGUCCUUGGGUGCAUCUAGAGGGAGGGCACAUGCGACGAGACUUCGAGUUUCAAAUCGAUUAUGUUGAUAUAUUUCGCCGAGCGCGUCAGGCGAACGUCGUCGAUUAUCAGAUUAUUGAUGUCAUGAACGACCAUAUUUGUUACGUCGUUUCUGACAUGAAAACCCCCUGGCACCUACCGCACCGAAAAGAUUUCAUGGUAGUCGCUAAGAUCGUCAUCACGCAUGUUGCAAAGUCACAGUGCAAAUUAGCUAUCUACACAAAAGUUGAUUGGUCGAGAGCUCCUAAAUUCUCAAAAGGUCUCGUCGAACGACAGGCUCUCGAUGAUGCAUCGCUUGAUGCUCUGGAGCUGGCUGAUGUUGUAUCUCACGAAGUGCGGAAGCUUGGACCACAUAGAAACAGGACGAAGAAAGCGAUCAAUAUAUUCGGCUAUGUCGGUCAUCAAACCUCAGUCUCGAUGUUUUCCGCUACGGAGUCUGUCAACUCAAAAAGGCCACUGAUCAAACCGCGAACUCUGACAAAUAUGUUAUUUGAGACUCUUGGGUCAUUCGGCGAAAGUGCCAUAACGUCCGUGAUGAUGUGGACAUUUGCCGCUCUUCGGUCCGUAUGGAAAGCCGCAAGCGCUCAUAGUAUAAUUCUGAUAGCUCUAUUAUUGAGCGUUCUCGUGAAUGCAUUCUUCACCUCGAGGGAUACGUCAGACUGGUGGGCUGAGCGAAGCGCUACAAAAUUUAUGAAUCGAAUCGGCGUUGGCCCAAAUCCUAUCAUGGGCAAGGCUAUCUACAUAAAGGAUCUUGAUGAUGCCUUGAGAGCAGUGCCGACAGAUUUAGUAGAGCAGGCGGGAGGUAAAUGCUACGAUCAUUUUAGAGAGAUUGCCAAUAUUACUGAUCUAGACUCACCAUAUGAAUCGGCGGGUGCAUUCUUCUCCUCGAGUCCCGCUCGAUCUACGGCUCGACGACUGCGACGAACACGGCAGCACCUUGGCACAUACCGCCAUGAUUUGACAGUGGCCAUGCGUGUAGUUAACAAUAUUGACCGAGAGGUUAUGAGAGCCGAAUGGGAAAAUUGGCUUCUCGAUGAGAACGGCAGGUGCAAACAGGUACUAGAUUUACUACGAGACAAAGGGGCUAAGUCUUCAUCAAAUAAAAAGCCCCGAGAACCCCAUUCUCAACAGGUCAUCGAAGCGACGGAAAAUGGUCAGAGAGAUAAGCUCGAAGAGAUGCGAAAGUGGCACGAAGAGUACUGCGGUAGUUGUAGGCUCGAACAGGAUAAGUUGCUCAAAGGUGCCAAGCAUUUAGCAUUUAUUUAA
Messenger RNA from Venustampulla echinocandica, 4278 nucleotides. RefSeq lists its product as uncharacterized. Gene Ontology annotation, molecular function: protein binding. The transcript is spliced from 3 exons. The record is from RefSeq and is a predicted model, not a curated record. The coding region runs from base 1 to 4278 and encodes 1425 amino acids. Lineage: Eukaryota; Fungi; Ascomycota; Leotiomycetes; Helotiales; Pleuroascaceae. Gene Ontology annotation, cellular component: plasma membrane; endoplasmic reticulum; cytoplasm.